Molecule: messenger RNA, 3801 nt
Organism: Bubalus bubalis (water buffalo)
Lineage: Eukaryota; Metazoa; Chordata; Mammalia; Artiodactyla; Bovidae
Product: proteasome activator complex subunit 3-like
Exons: 1
Coding region: 2161-2919 (252 amino acids)
Biological process (GO): regulation of G1/S transition of mitotic cell cycle; positive regulation of endopeptidase activity; regulation of proteasomal protein catabolic process
Cellular component (GO): cytoplasm; nucleoplasm; proteasome activator complex
Molecular function (GO): endopeptidase activator activity
Source: RefSeq, a predicted model, not a curated record
UGAAAAGUGAAAGUGAAGUCACUCAGUCAUGUCCAACUCUUAGCAACCCCAUAGGAGAGGUUUAAUAUAAGUAUAAAUAGAAAUUAUUUACCUAAGCCAAAAAAAAAACUUGCAUAAUAUUGAAUUCUGCUUUUUCUCAUCUCGCCAUAUCUAAAACUAUCACCAUGUUAAUUUUACUUUCUAAGACUUUCUUGAUGCUUCUCUUCAACCCCAUCACCACUCCCAAUGAGGUAUUUUUUUUCCAUUUGGAUUAUGGUAUCUUAGUGUUUUACAUAUGUAGUUGAAGCUGUGAUGAGCUCCCCAGAUCCCUCCUCAGAAUUAAGUUUUUAUUUCCCAACUGCAAGAAGUCCUGCUGCCAAAGAGCCCGCUUCAGAACUCCCCUGACCCCAUCUCAGGAUAACUCUGAAGGGCAUAACCCAGUUCCCCAUUGGGUCCGUCAAGGCUCUGAGAUUGCAUUGAAGUCCAGCUUCUCCCAGUUCUGUCUCUUCCUUUCCAUAGGUGUUUAUCUUAAGAACACUCCCUAAUAAACUUCCAGUAAGCAACUUCUCUGCUUGCUGGGGACCCAACCUGUAACAACAUAUUUGUCUUGUUGAUAUUUUCCUUUUGGUUCUAGAUAUUCUGAAGUUCUAGUUAGCUAAAAUCUUACUAUGUCAAGAUCAUUUCAUCAGGCAUGUAUUGAGCACCUGUAAAGGAAAUGAAUUAAAACUUGGCUCCUGUCCUGAAAGAGUUUACAGCCUGAUCGAAGUGACAAUUACAUUUGAAACUAUACUAUAGCAUCUUUAGAAUAAUCCUUAAAAAAAAACAAAAAAAAAAACACCAAAACCCUAAACUUCAAUAAUUUUAGAAUAAAAGUGAGUGGCAUGGAUUUUACCCUUGGAUUACAAAGAACAACAGGAAAAUAUUUCAGGGAAAGGAAAAUGAAUAUAAAUAAAUAGGAUGAGAGUUUAGAAGGCUAUCGAAUUUGUCUUUAUGAUUCCAGAAAACUUUAAGGAAAAGGUAGUUUUUUCACUUUUUUAUUUUAAAUUAAGUAGAAACUUACAGAGAAUUUAUAAGACUAAUACUGAUCUCUCAUACAAUCUAUACAGAGUCAUCAGUUUUUAUCAUUUCUCCACAUGCUUCAGCAUUCUCAUUCUCUAUACACAUGUACACACUGACAAACAUACACACUCUUUUUCUGAAGCACCUGAGAAUAGGUAAGUACAUCACACCACUUUAUCCCUUAAUAUUAUAGUCUGUACUUCCUAAAAACAAGGAUAUUAACCUCGGUAAGCACCAUACACUUACCGAAUUCAGGAAAUCUGUUACUUUAAUCUACAGUCUAGAUUUAACUGUAAUUAUUCACCAAAAUGAAUUUUUAGAAAAGUUGUGUAACUUAACAUUUGCUAUAAAUUUAAACUAAAAAUUAUAUGAAGUAAGCCAUAGAAGAUCUCAGAAGUUUUCUAACUUGAUUAAAAAUAUAAUAGUGCACUCGCUUCUGACUUUUUAUGUAUGCUUAGUUGCUCAGUCGUGUCCGACUCUUUGCGACCCCCUGGGCUAUAGCCCACCAGGCUCCUUUGUCCAUGGGGCUUCUCCAGGCAAGAAUACUGGAGUGGGUUGCCGUGCCCUCCUCCAGGGGAUCCUCCCAACCCAGGGAUCGAACCCGCAUCUUCCCCAUUGCGGGCAGAUUCUUUACCGACUGAGUCACCAGGGAAGCCCUCUGACUUUAUAAGGGGAAAGCGUGGAUAGUCUCAGAUUACAUGUAAAGAUGUGAUUUAAAGCUCUUCAUAAGUGAGACUUGCUCUUGGGAGCCCAUUUUGUGAGGUGACUUUCAAAAGAGAUCGUGUAUUCUGGAUCUAGGGACUGUGGAUUUCCUUGACUUCCAUCGUCACAGCUUAAGUUUAACGAUGUUCUUUGGAACUGUCUUCCAGCCCGUGGGGGCCAGUAAAUAGGGGAUGGGCCGCCCAGAUAACUAGAUCUGGCUGGGCUCCCUCCCCACCUACACACAUGUGGUCAGGGUGCCAGGGGGAGUGGUCAGUGUGAGGCUCCGCUUCCACCGCGUGCCAGUCCGCAGAGACCCUGGGACGUCACUUUGGCCUAGCGGGCCCUGGUCUGUUGGGAGUUGGCGGUGGCGCCGGAAGCCCAAACCUGUAUCUGCUCCAACAUUCGACGCCCCUGGCGGUCAUGGCUUCUCCGCUGAAGCUAGAGCAGGACGUGCAGGGGAAAGUAGAUUCAUUCCGGGCCCGCAUCGCCCAGGAAGCUGAGGAUCUAGUGUCCACCUUCUUCCCUCAGAAGCUCUCGGAGCUAGAUAGUCGCGUCCAGGAGCUCCGCCUGCAAGACUUGUCCAGAAUCCGUUCAGUGCCAGCCCCAGAGAGCCUCAUUGCCCCAGAGAGCCUCGUCACCCCAGACACUGCGGGUGAUGGGCCCAAGCGGGAUCCGCCACCUCUGCAGACCCAGUCCUCCAUCAAGGUACUAGCACGGCCCGGCGGCGAGGGACAGCUUCUGCGGAGCAACCAGCAUCUGGUGGAGCUGAUUGAGCAUGUAAAGCCUGAGAUCGAGCUGCUGAGAGAGAAAUGCAACACGGUGCGGAUGUGGGUGCAGCUGCUCAUCCCGAAGGUGGAGGACGGCAACAACUUCGGCGUGUCCAUCCAGGAAGACACCGUGGACCAGCUGUGGACCGUGGAGAGCACAGCAGCCUCCUAUCUACGCCGCUUCUCCACCUACUACAACACCCGGGCAAAGUUGGUAUCCAAGAUAGUGAAAUAUCCCCAGGUGGAAGAUUAUCGCCGCACUGUAGCGGAGGUCGACGAAAAUGAGUACCUGAGUGUGCGGCAGAUCCUGCUCCAUUUACGGAACCAGUAUGCCACUUUGCAUGAUGUAAUCCUCAAGAACAUCGAGAAGAUCAAGACCCCUCGGAGCACCAACACUGACAACCUUUACUGAGGACCUUUCUCCACCCUACUUCCUUCAGGAGUUGGCUGAGCUGUUCGGAAGGCUGGUUAUCUACAGGUGGCGAAACAACUGGAAAUGUGCGUUACUCUUAAGAGACUGUUUCGUAGCUUAUCCUCAUACUAAAUCCUCUUGGUGUAAUUUUUAUUUGAUUUUUCUUUGGGGAGAGAGAAUGGGAUCAAGCCAUCUGUUUGAAGGUGGUAAGGCUGGUCAAGGAGAAAGGAUGGCCAUUUUAAAAACAGCUUUAUAGAUGAAUGUUGGCCAAGGUUUCUUUUUUUUAUGGCAUUGGUGAUAUUGAAUGGUUUCAGGGGUUAAUUAAAAAAAAAAGUUUUAAAGAAAGUUCAAUGACGCUUUUCUUAAGGUUCUGCUCUGUUACUUUGUUCAAACCUCAGAAAUGCUCCUUUUAUACCAUCUUUUGUUUUUUGCAAGAAAAAGAGUUUAAAGGGAUGCGUUUAGGUCAUUGUAUGCUUUCAAUUUAGCAAAUUGAAAUAAAAAUCAUUUUUUGAUGGCCUGUGUGCUUAUCUGAACUUUAAUUUUCAGAUGUGUAGUUUUCCUCCUCCUCAGCUGGACUCAUACCUUUGGUAUUUUUCAACUCUGAUGUGUAAGAAAAAUGAGCAUAUAAAGAGGGAUAGAUCUCAGUUGUUCUAAAGAAAUGGGCAUCUAUACCUCCCUUAGACUGAAGAGAAAUCUGUGAAAAUGGCUUCCUGGCACAAUCUUCUGCCAUCUCAGCAUCAUCUAUUUUCCUUUUACACACAGUUUAGAGUUUCUUCUGUAUAUCCAUUUGUUUAAGUCCCUGCUAAGUCCUUCAAGCUUUAUAUCACAUUUUUUGCCCUCAACUGAUUUCCAACUCCUGUACCCUUUUGUCCCUUAAGAUAU